Messenger RNA from Paramormyrops kingsleyae, 3731 nucleotides. It is a transcript of the gene dlgap1a, whose product is annotated as discs, large (Drosophila) homolog-associated protein 1a. Gene Ontology annotation, biological process: signaling. Gene Ontology annotation, molecular function: molecular adaptor activity. Gene Ontology annotation, cellular component: postsynaptic specialization; glutamatergic synapse. Lineage: Eukaryota; Metazoa; Chordata; Actinopteri; Osteoglossiformes; Mormyridae. The record is from RefSeq and is a predicted model, not a curated record.
CCCAGCCCCUCCCCCUGCCGCCAUUGAAUGCCCUCGGUCAAGGAAGCGCAGCCAUGAAAGGCUUGUCGGGCAGCCGGAGCCACCACCACCACAUGGUCGCCUGCGCGCCCUCCUAUGAGUCGCUGGCUCACCACAAUGACCGCAAGCCCUUCCUGCUGACCCAGCCAGAGCCCCUGCCGGGGGACCACCCAUACUAUAGCCAGCGGGCUGCCUUCCCACAGGAGUGCCCUGCUCCGUACGGCACCUUCCCGCGCCGCUAUGGAUCCCACCUAGAACUUAAGGAAGAAUGUCAGGCCCUGGUUCCGUACGUGGCGCCGGCUCCACCAACCCCGACUAGCCGAGCCCCCUGCAGCCUCCUGGACCAGCUGCCCUCCGGGCGAGACGGCUACCACACGCUGCAGUAUAAGCGGGCGGUGGCCGCCGCAGCCGAGCAGCGCGGAGACAGCCCCGGCCGCAUUCGUCACCUGGUGCAUUCGGUGCAAAAGCUGUUCACCAAGUCGCAUUCCCUGGAGGGGCCCACCAAGGGGGGUGUGAACGGCAACAAAGCGGGCCCUGACGAAGUGCCCCCCACCCGCCACCGCAAGCGGAGCAAGAGCCGGGACCGCUGCAAGUCGGCCGAGCCCAAGCUGCGGCCCCACGCCUCCGGCUACUGGAGCUCCGACGACAACCUUGACCGCGACGCCUGCCUCUUCCGCAGCCCCAUGGGCGCCAUGACGGUGGGCCGGCGACCCGACAAGUCGCAGUCGCAGUAUUUCCUGGAGGCGUACAACACUGUCAGCGAGCGCGCGCUCAAGCCGCCGCGCCCCAACAACGACGUCAAGUGCACAGCCUGCUCCAGCGCACCCGUGAACCUGGACACCCAGCUCGUGAAGAAGAGCUCGUGGUCGUCCACGCUAACGGUGAGCAGGGCGCGCCAGGUCUACCAGAAGGUCCCCAUAAACGUAGAUAACGCAUUAAUGAGGUCUGAGCCCUGUGGCCAGGAGAGUUCGUGCCACUUCCUGCAGGUGCCCCAGGAUGAGUGGAGUGGCUUCCCGUCACUUGGCAAGGAUGACGACAUCCCGUGCCGGCGAAUGCGCAGCGGCAGCUAUGUGAAGGCCAUGGCAGACGACGACAGUGGUGAUUCGGAGGGCAGUCCGCAGCCCUCGCCCAAGGUGCAGGCGCGCCGGGCCAGCUACCUCAAGGCCACACAGCCAUCGCUCACCGAGAUGACCACUCUCAACAUCUCCACGGAGCACUCCCCCAAGCUCCAGAUCCGGAGCCACAGCUACUUGCAGGCGGUGAGUCAGGUAUCCAUUAACAGGAGCAUGGACACCCUGGACCCUGGCAAAGCACUGCUGGACCCCAAGAGCCUGCUGUCCUCACCCCAGUACCGCUCACGGAACGAGAGCUACAUGAGGGCCAUGAGCACAAUCAGCCAGGUGAGCGAGGUGGAGGUGAACGGACAGUUCGAGUCGGUGUGCGAGUCCGUGUUCAGCGAGCUGGAGUCGCAGGCGGUGGACGCGCUGGACCUGCCGCUGCCAGGCUGUUUCCGCAUGCGUAGUCACAGCUAUGUGCGAGCCAUCGACCAAGGCUGCUCGCAGGAUGAUGACUACCCCCUGCUGCAGACUGCCUCACCACCCCGCACAGCUACCACUGUCAGGACCAUCCAGAGCAGCACAGGUGGUCAUAAACAAGCGAUGGAGGUGGGUGUAGGAGUGUCGUCAUGCAUCACGACCUACAAGAAGGCCCCGCCCCCCGUGCCGCCACGCACCGCCACCAAGCCCUUCAUCUCCAUCACGGCGCAGAGCAGCACCGAGUCGGCGCAGGACGCGCACCUGGACGGGCCCGGUGUGCGCGGGGAGGCCACCAUCCAAUCCGGCCUCAGCAACUCCACCGAGAGCAUCGACAGCAUGAAGGCGCUGACGGCGGCCAUCGAGGCGGCCAACGCGCAGGUGCACGGCCCCGCCAGCCAGCACGUCAGCAGCAGCACCAUCGUCACCAUGACCGCCGUCAACGCCGCCUUCGGGCAGACGCCCGAGGACAGGAGGGAGGCCCUCCGCAAGAGCAAGUGCCUCUCCAUCGGCAUCCAGGUGGACGGUCCUGACGACAUGGAGGACUUGGACGACCACAAGUUCCAGUCAGUGGGCAUCCAGGUGGAGGAUGAGAGAUGCAGUUACCGGCGGCUGGCUCGUUCCAACAGCGUGACUGCGGCGGUCCAGGCGGACCUGGACACCAGCGAGGCAUCGGACGGCGCUGCGGACUCCCCGAUCCCGGAGCCGCCCUUGUCCGCCGGCCUCUCGCGGCAAUACUCACGGGAAGCCACGACCUCAACGGUCAGCAUCCAGGGCUCGGGGAACCAUUACCAUGCGUGUGCGACAGAUGACGAAUACGUGCACGUGGGCUUCGAUCCGUCCAUCCUGCCACCACCCGACCCCUGGAUCGACAGCGUGACCGAAGACCCCAUGGAGAGCGUGCAGAGGGCUGCCUGGACCGUGCAGCGUGACGGCCGCUGGUUCCUCAAGCUGCUCCAGGCCGAAACUGACCGCAUGGAGGGCUGGUGCCGGCAGAUGGAACAGGAGGAGCAGGAGAAUGACCUGCCUGAUGACAUUCUGGGGAAGAUCCGGAGUGCAGUGGGCAGCGCCCAGCUGCUCAUGUCUCAGAAGUUCCAGCAAUUCCAGGAGCUGUGUGAGGAGAAUCUGAACCCAAACACCCAUCCGCGGCCCAUGUCGCAAGACCUGGCCGGGUUCUGGGACAUGCUGCAGCUGUCGAUCGAGAACAUCAGCCUCAAGUUCGACGAGCUGCACCAGCUGAAGGCCAACAGCUGGAGGCCUCUGGAGCGUCCGGAGAGGAAGGAGAGGAGGGUCCCCCCUCCCGUGCCAAAGAAGCCCCCGAAGGCCCACCCCCCUCUGGCACGCGACAGGUCCCUGGAGAGCUCUGAGCGGCAGCGCCUGGAGGCUCGCAAACGCCUCUUGGCCGCUAAACGGGCUGCCUCAGUGCGGCAGAACUCAGCCACCGAGAGCGCGGACAGCAUCGAGAUCUACAUCCCCGAGGCCCAGACCCGGCUAUGAGCGCUACCGCCGCCGAGCCACUGCAGGGAACAGAACACACACACUCACAUGCGCCCGCGGCAGAGAAAUCACGUUCAUAUCCAGAGAAAGUGUCUCCACACACCUCUGUUUCCCUUCACUAAAUGCACACGUCUUUGGACCGGAGGUUUAAAUCAGGGUAAGGCACUUUUUCUUCAUAGGAUCCUCAUAGCCGCACAUCCGCAAACACGCAUCUCGCCCAGAGAGGGCUGAGGGCUAGAUGCAUGCAUUAACGGCCUGUCGGAGCGACGAGGGACGUGAUGGUGACACCUGCCACCCGUCCUGCUUUCUCUCCGCGCGGCUGUGGCGCAAAUGUUCUCAAUGGGUGAGUUGUUCGUAUCCCUGCCUCUUUAGCAGAGCCUGUCACCUUCGGCACACUCACGUAGCCACACGAAAAGUACACCACAGCUAGCGCGUACAAAGACGAAGCCACCCCCAACCUGAAGACAGGCCGCAGAUCGUGUGCACGUGUGUGUGCGCAGAAGGCUGCUAAACCUCCUGGAAUUGGCCCUGGGAUGCAUGGGAAGAGGACUGUGUUCUGUGGGCUCCCAAGGACCGACCGGAGAGCCCGGUUCCAGAGGUCCACCAGAACUACCCAGCAAGUGAAGCCGUCACCAUGGCUACCCUCAGUGGGCAAGAACAGGCAGCUGGCUCCCAGAGGCUUGG